Molecule: messenger RNA, 1828 nt
Organism: Pollicipes pollicipes
Lineage: Eukaryota; Metazoa; Arthropoda; Thecostraca; Pollicipedomorpha; Pollicipedidae
Product: ribosome biogenesis regulatory protein homolog
Exons: 8
Coding region: 70-1107 (345 amino acids)
Biological process (GO): ribosome biogenesis; ribosomal large subunit biogenesis; endonucleolytic cleavage in ITS1 to separate SSU-rRNA from 5.8S rRNA and LSU-rRNA from tricistronic rRNA transcript (SSU-rRNA, 5.8S rRNA, LSU-rRNA)
Cellular component (GO): preribosome, large subunit precursor; nucleolus; nucleus
Molecular function (GO): protein binding
Source: RefSeq, a predicted model, not a curated record
CGUGAAAGAAUCGGCGUUGUUUAGUAAGAGUGCAUUGUCCGCGUCUUUGGAGGCAGAUACAUCAUUACCAUGGAAAGAGCUCUUGCGGUCCUCACCAGGAUCGAAGAUGACGUUAAGAAGCUGAAGACGACAGAUGUCAAAAAGGAGGAAGACCUUGAAUAUGAUUUGGGACUUGUGAUGGCAUCAGACCCCAACCCCCUGGACCACGGCGCCAUCCGGGCCGACCGCGAGCUGUACCUGCACCAGCUGGCGCGGGAUAACUGCCAGCUGCUCAUCAACAAGCUGUUCGAGCUGCCCAAGGAGACCAAGGACGACGUCACUGCCGUGGUGUUGCCGCCCGCUCAGAUGAGGAUACCGCGAGAGAAGCCGGUGCCGAAGCCUAAGCCGCUGAGCAAGUGGGAAGAGUACGCGAAAGCCAAGGGCAUCACGCGCAACAAGAAGAGCAAGAAAGUGUGGGAUGUUGAGCUGAAGCGCUGGGUGCCGCGCUUCGGCGCCAAGAAGGCACAGGCGGAGCGCGAGAAGAACUGGGUGAUGGAGGUGCCGGUCAACACAGACCCCAACACGGACAUGUUCGCUCAGGCGGCCGAGAAGAAACGCGAGCGCGUUGCCAAGAACGAGCUGCAGCGGCUGCGCAACAUCAAGCGCAACAUGAAGGUGCCAACGGUCGGGGUCACGCCCAAGGACGUCUCGAAGAGCAGCACGUCAGAGCUGACGGAGGCGGCGGCGCUGGCGCGGCGCAGCACGGCCUCGCUGGGUCAGUUCAGCCGCAAGCUGCCGCGCGACGCGCCGACCAAGGAGCGCGGCCGACGCCGCCAGUUCGGCCCGUCCGUGGGCGACACGCGCGGUGAAGUGCAGGGCCAGCUGGAGCUGCUGCAGACGCUGGGCCGGCGGCCGGCCGGCGGCGCCGUCGACGCCGAGAAGGCGGCCAACCGUGUCAUCCAUCAGGAGCAGCGCGAACGGGCGGCCGGGAAAGCCGACGCCAAGCCAAAGAAGGGCAAGAAGAGAUGGAUUCCCAACACAAAGAAAGGAGAAAAGCAGAAAAAGGCGAUCGCCAAGAAAGCCGGAAAGGGCAAAGCUGGGAAAGGAAAGAAGGGGAAAGGACGAUAAGGUGUUGGUGUGCGGGGUAUUUUCGGAGAUCAUGGUGUUCGUGGAAAGUGUUGUUGCAGUAUGUGCUAUUUCCCCGCCCCCGACCCCACCUCCCUGAGCACAGGGCGAGCGCCGUCGGCUGACGUGGCGUGGAUGUUGACUGCGCUCCGCCGACCCGGGCUUAUUCCACCGACCCGGCUGUGCUCCGAAGAUCUGGCCGUGCUCAGCCGACCCGGCCGUGCUCGAGGACCUAGCUGUGCUCCGAGGACCCGACCGUGCUUUGCGGACCUGGCUGUGCUCAGUGGAUCUGGCAUGCGGCGCGGUCGGCCUUAUCGCCCAUCUCUGACAAUAUCCUCAGGCCCCGGAAGGCGCGCGUGGUCGGAAGGGGGGCCACCAGCUGGAGGAGAGGAUGGCCCGGCUGGUUGCUCGAGUUCAGGUUGGAGGAGAGCCAUCAGCUGGGGAGGAGGGCCCGGCUGCCCGAGGUUAGGUCAGAGAGGGACCAUCAGCUGGGGAGGAGGGCCCGGCUGCCCGAGGUUAGGUCGGAGGGCAGCCAUCAUCUGAUGAGAAGGGCCUGGCUGCCCGAGUUGAGGUGAGCUGCGGCUGAAAUACCUGGACUGGUGACGCUGCCAACGUUUGCCCCGCAUGGUUUUGGCAGAGAUGUAGAUGGCGCCACAUGUUGAUCAUGAUCAGCUGGCCCUGCGCUGUUGUCCGGUUCGGCUUGUGAAUACAUCCAUGAGUCUUA